This is a messenger RNA of Pyricularia grisea, 1227 nucleotides long. RefSeq lists its product as uncharacterized. The transcript has 3 exons. The record is from RefSeq and is a predicted model, not a curated record. Bases 253 to 1227 code for a protein of 324 amino acids. NCBI's taxonomy places the organism in Eukaryota, Fungi, Ascomycota, Sordariomycetes, Magnaporthales, Pyriculariaceae.
AAGCUAGUGCUAAUCCCCUGCCCUCAUGCGCACGUCCCGCCUUCUUUGAAGCUAGUGCUCGUCCCCUGCCCUCAUGCGCACGUCCCGCCUUCUUUGAAGCUAGUGCUCGUCCCCUAUCCACCCUGGCACGUGUAUAUAAUUGGAAUUAACGUUUAUCCCUCUGAACGUCGUCCCACCUUUGACAGGUCAGUCCCUUUAUCCUUUAUGUUCCUAGUGUCGUCCGACUAGUCUCAUAGCCUGUCAAAAUUGUACAUGACACCCCUCGCCGUUAUGGAUUACUUCUCAAUCCGAUCUGAAGCGCUAAGCGCCAAAGAAGAUGCGGACAAAGCUAUGAGAGAAGCUGAUAGAACUGCGGCAGAAGCGGAACGAGCUGCGGCAGAGGCGCAGAGAGCUGCGGCAGAAGCGCAGAGAGCUAAGUCGCUUGCAGACGAAGCUGCCAAUGUCCAUGAAAGGGUUAGGUCUGAAGAGGUGGAAAAGGUCAAGCAAAUGCUGCAAGCAGCGCAGCCCGUUGCUAAACUGUCACGACAAAGCCACCGUUCGGUUGUAGAGAAGGUGGCGCACUUUUGGGUUUAUAACGAAUCGGCGAUACAAAUAUCACUUCCAGUCUUGAUUGAACUUUCUCGCUCCCUGCAAGAACAUGAUUGGGAGCGAGUGGAAUGGUUUCCAGAGGCGAUACUAUCUCAGAGGCACGUUCUUAUCGAAAAAUUCCCCCUAAAUUUGUCUCAUUGGGUGUGGUUCUGUCAACAGCAUGGCAACUUCGACAAAUUGAACGAACUAGAACCCUUUUUGAUUGGUCUUAUAUACGAAGUCUUUGCAUUCAAACUACCAGAACUUACGAAAAAUCUGGAACGUAUUCACGCUAUCAGGCUGUCCGACUCGCACUUUCCCCCUCCAGAACCUGUUUUGACAGCUUUUAGCGGCGGCCAAGGGAACCGGAAACGCCCACGUCAUGCGCUAUCUUAUCCUGCGGGUGGUUCUUAUAUAGGAUCGCCGUCAUAUGAUAUUCGUCGAACGAACGGAAUAUCUGUGGAUGAUUUGCUCCAAGCCAUGCCGCCACCUACCACCACGAUAACCAUGGAGACGGCGAGAAGCCAGGUGGUCCCAAGGAUGUGUCCUGGUUUUGUUGAUGUCCAGCCGUCCACGUCGGCAGAAUUUGGCGCCAUCCCCAACAACGCCGGCGCCCGCUCGGUCGGCAACGGCCAAGGCCAGCAGUUCACCACUACGUAA